AUGAGCCGUCAAAAUCUAUAUCGCACUCUUGAUUCUAGUCUUCAAAAUUUGCAUAACAUGAUACAUGUUGGAAAAAAGCCAAUGGACAGAUGUGCCUACCUUCACUUUAAAUCUGAAGCAGAUGCCAGCAAGUUUUUCCAUGCCCAUCAAGGCGAUCAAUUGUUUGGUUUUUUACAAGUGAAAAUUGCCCCUGCCCAAUAUUCAAACGGCCAAUCUGUUCAGUAUAAAGUACCAACAGAAUCAUUGUCAGUAGAUCCACCAUCACCUUUUUCUUCAUCAAAUGAAAUACCACCACCACCAGAUCCACCAUCAACCUCUUCUUCAUCAAAUGAAAUACCACCACCACCGGAUCCACCAUCAACAACUUCUUCAUCAAAUGAAAUACCACCACCACCAGAUCCACCAUCAACCUCUUCUUCAUCAAAUGAAAUACCACCCCCACCACUAGAUCCACCAUCAACUUCUUCUUCAUCAAAUGAAAUACCACCACCACCAGAUCCACCAUCAACCUCUUCUUCAUCAAAUGAAAUACCACCACCACCACCGGAUCCACCAUCAACUUCUUCUUCAUCAAAUGAAAUACCACCACCACCAGAUCCACCAUCAACCUCUUCUUCAUCAAAUGAAAUACCACCACCACCGGAUCCACCAUCAACAACUUCUUCAUCAAAUGAAAUACCACCACCGGAUCCACUAUCAACUUCUUCAUCAUCAAAUGAAAUACCACCACCAGAUCCACCACCAACUUCUACUUCAUCAAAUGAAAUACCACCACCAGAUCCACUACCAACUUCUACUUCAUCAAAUGAAAUACCACCACCACCGGACCCACCAUCAACUUCUUCAAUGACACCUGAAGUACCACCAACCCAUCCACCAUUAACUUCUUCAUCAAAUGAAAUACCAUCGACACCCUCAUCCUUGUCUCCAAUUCAAACAGAUGUAUCAGUAUCAGCAUUCAUUUCAUCAACGCUUGUACCACUACAUAAACAUCGCAACGGAAAGGAACACGACGAAGAUACAUCUGAAGACGAAAAUAUCGAUGAUGACAGUCUUACCCUUAAUCAUCUUCACAACAAUGUGGCUACAAGCUUGAAACGACUUGCCAACGAUUUUUCUAACCUCGAAAAAUUCUAUGCUGAAAAACGACAAAAGACGAUCUCAUUGGCAAAACAGUUCGAAACUUUGCAAAAAUAA
This is a messenger RNA of Zychaea mexicana, 1197 nucleotides long. RefSeq lists its product as uncharacterized. The transcript has 2 exons. NCBI's taxonomy places the organism in Eukaryota, Fungi, Mucoromycota, Mucoromycetes, Mucorales, Lichtheimiaceae. The coding region runs from base 1 to 1197 and encodes 398 amino acids. The record is from RefSeq and is a predicted model, not a curated record.